Molecule: messenger RNA, 1476 nt
Organism: Colletotrichum chrysophilum
Lineage: Eukaryota; Fungi; Ascomycota; Sordariomycetes; Glomerellales; Glomerellaceae
Exons: 4
Coding region: 1-1476 (491 amino acids)
Biological process (GO): GABA catabolic process
Molecular function (GO): succinate-semialdehyde dehydrogenase (NAD+) activity
Source: RefSeq, a predicted model, not a curated record
AUGGCGUCAGGCGCACACCAGUUGAAAGAUGCUUCACUCUUGAAGACGGCGUGUUAUGUGAAUGGAGAAUGGGUUGGCGCAGCCUCGAGCAAGGUGUUUUCUGUCGAGAACCCUUCCACUCUUGCCGAGGUGGCCACAUGCCCUGAAUUUGAUGAGAAGGACACUGAAGCUUCAAUCCUCGCCGCUCAUGAAGCCUUCAAAUCUUACCGCAAGACUCCCGCGCGAGCGAGGGCCCGCUACCUGCGCAAGUGGUACGACCUCAUGAUGGAAAACGCAGAGGAUCUGGCCGCCAUCAUCACCCUCGAGAACGGCAAGCCCCUGGCCGACGCCAGAACAGAGGUCGCCUACGCCGCAUCCUUCUUCGAGUGGUUCUCCGAGGAGGCCCCCAGGAUAUACGGCGAUACCAUCCAGGCGAGCAACCCGAGCUGCAGACUCGUCACCCUCAAGGAGCCCGUUGGCGUCUGCGGACUGAUCGCCCCCUGGAACUUCCCCGCUGCUAUGAUCACGCGCAAGGCCGGUCCCGCGCUGGCUGCUGGCUGCACUGUGGUCGUCAAGGCCCCUGCCGAGGCGCCCCUGACGGCCUUGGCCUUGGCUGAGCUCGCUCAUCGGGCUGGUAUCCCCAAGGGCGUGGUGAACAUCAUCACUGCUCUGGAUAACACUGUUUCCGUGGGCAAGGUCCUGACGACUCACCCGAUUAUCAAGAAGGUGUCCUUCACAGGCUCGACCGGCGUCGGAAAGCUUCUGAUGAACCAGUGCUCGUCAACCCUGAAGAAGCUGUCUUUUGAACUCGGCGGAAACGCCCCCUUUAUCGUCUUCGAGGAUGCGGACCUCGAGGCUGCUGUGAAGGGCUUGAUUGCGUCCAAGUUCAGGAUAUCGGGCCAAACGUGCGUGUGCGCCAACCGUAUCCUGGUUCACCGCGCUGUUUACGACAAGUUCACCAAGAUGCUCGUCGACGCCAUCAAGGGCUUCGUCGUUGGCGAUGGAUUCGGCGAGAAGACGACACACGGUCCCCUGAUUCACGGCCGUGCGGUGGCCAAGGUGGAUGAGCACGUUAAGGAUGCCGUUUCCAAGGGCGCGCGGGUGCUUCUCGGUGGCAAGCCCUUGACGGAGCUCGGCCCCAACUUCUUCGACAUCACGGUGCUGGCCGAUAUGAAGCCUGGCAUGAAGGUCUGCUCCGAGGAGACGUUCGGCCCGGUCGCCGCUUUCUUUGCCUUUGACACUGAAGAAGAGGCUAUUGCGCUUGCCAACGAUGCGGAUGUUGGUCUUGCCGGGUACUUCUUCAGCAAGAAUGUGUCGAGGUGCUGGAGGGUAGCGGAGGCGUUGGAGGUUGGUAUGGUUGGAGUCAACAUCGGCGCUAUCAGCGACCCUGCGGCACCUUUUGGUGGCGUGAAGCAGAGUGGUUUCGGUAGAGAGGGUAGCAAGUACGGCAUUGACGAGUUUUUGGUUACGAAGAUGGUCAUGACUGGCAUCGAAUAA